AUGACUGGCUGGGCUACCAAGGUUGACAUUAGGAGUGAAAAAUCCAGCGAGCAGCGUUCCGAAUUAGACCUUUUGUUAGAGGAGAUUGAGCCCGUUAUAGUUGUGUCCGUCUGCACGGAGAAGGAAAUUAUUCUUAAGACACCUAUACGAGAUUCACGGAUCGCUAUGAGAAAAAUAUUCAUCAUUGGUUAUGGCAGCCAUCUUUGUUCUCAUGAAGCACUUUACUUCAGGGUCAUCGCGGUAGAUCAUCUGUUCGACAUUCAGCAAGCGCCGAAAGGCAGACUAUUGAAUGUCCUCACCGUUAACAUUUCGAAGGCAGUAAAACGCUCCCGGGAGAGUGCCAAGAAUUAUAGUGUAUUAUUAAAUAGUUACGUGAGAAUGAGGACAUGGUUGGUUUACCUCGUUUCUGACGCGACGCAGACUAUAGGGAAACCUGAGUAUCAAGGGGGUAUUAGGCCUCGAAUAGCAUGCAGAGAUGUGCGCGGCCGAAUCACAUCAGCAACGACAGACAGACAAGAAAAUAAGUUCUACUACACCAGGAAAGUGCAGAGAAAGGAUGGCGGGACAAUGAGAGGAAAGUUACAACCUCCAGGUCGCACCCCUGCUCAUCAUCUCUUGGCGGGUCGGUGUCGAACACCGGCCUUGGAGCUCGAAUUUGUUCUUGCGACGAGUUCGUGUAACACCUCCAGGGAAGAGGCCGAGGUGGAAACAGUAGCGGCACUGGUGACAACACAAGACAACACAAGCCAGAAGGUGAACGUAAAGGGCAAGGGACUCACCAAGCACAGGAUAUUUUCACUACCCUUAAGGCUUCGAUAUCGCCUACGUUCCAACGCCUCGAUCAUCUUCGUCCUCAAAGAGCCAGGGAACAACGUCGGCAGUCAUGCUUGA
Messenger RNA from Desarmillaria tabescens, 891 nucleotides. RefSeq lists its product as uncharacterized. Bases 1 to 891 code for a protein of 296 amino acids. The transcript is spliced from 6 exons. The record is from RefSeq and is a predicted model, not a curated record. Lineage: Eukaryota; Fungi; Basidiomycota; Agaricomycetes; Agaricales; Physalacriaceae.